This is a messenger RNA of Pseudozyma flocculosa PF-1, 2100 nucleotides long. RefSeq lists its product as uncharacterized. The transcript is spliced from 3 exons. NCBI's taxonomy places the organism in Eukaryota, Fungi, Basidiomycota, Ustilaginomycetes, Ustilaginales, Ustilaginaceae. Bases 1 to 2100 code for a protein of 699 amino acids. The record is from RefSeq and is a predicted model, not a curated record.
AUGCCGCUCGACUACCUCCGCAAAGUCGACAACCAGUCGCCCCAGCCCGAGGCCGUGGCCGCGAGACCCCCUGCCCAGACGAGCCCGGCUCGCGCUGGCGGCAUAUCGGCCUUCAAGGCCGUCUCGAUUGCACUCGUGUCCAUUGUCGUGCUGCCCGCCAUCAUCUACCUCCCCUGGAUCCUCGCCCUGCUGAGGCCCACGAGCAACCUGCCAGACUUCUGGGUGCGACCCUCAAUCAAGCUGCCGCACGCCGCGGCGGGUGCAGAGGCGGUCGAUGUCGAGCAGCUGGGCGAGCCGACCUGCCUCAAUGCCCACGCCACGGCCGUGGACCCCUACCACCGCUCCCCGCCCUACCACGAGUGGGACCGCAAGGUGCAGGCCACGCAGUUUUGCGAGGAUGCCGAGAUCGUCCACACGCACGGCAUCGUCGUCGUCUCUUGCGACCCGGGACGGGCCGAGUGGAACACGGUCAUGGGCCCGCUCAAGAACGUCAAGCCCCGCGGUGCGCUGUGGGUCUACGACUUCGCCAACGUCGACGGCAGUGCCUCCGCCCCUCCUCCAGCAGAUGCGCUCGAGAUCGUGCAUCUGGUGGGCUUCCCGGACCGCCUCGACUUUCACCCGCUCGGCAUCUCAAUCCUCGAAGAAGACGGCACCGCCAAGGCCGCAGGCGCAGGCAAGGCAGCAUCGCCGCCGCUGCGCCUCUUUGUCGUCAACCACCAGCGGCUGCGGAGCACGGUCGAGGUGUUCGACCUCGAAAAGGAGCCGCGCGGCUGGGUCGCGACCUAUGUCCGAUCGAUCGUCGAUCCCGUCGCGACGCACACGCCAAACUCGGUGCAGGCGCUCAGCCGCGACUCGUUCCUCGUGACCCAGGACCACUUCUUUGCCCGUCGCGCUGCGCCCGCGGACCAGCUCGCCCUGACGUACGCCCAGGCUCUGCCGCUCCCCGCCUUGGCCUCGCGCCUCGUCGCGCCGCUGCUGGCCAGCAUCGCCUCGCCCCGCUCCGUCUCCGCCCUGCUCGCGCCUAUUGAGACGUUCCUCGGCCUGCCGCUGUCGUGGGUGGCACACGUCGAGUUUGACGCGGGCCAGGGCAGGAUCGAUGGUGUCGCUGCGCCGGACCCCGACGAUGUGGCCGCACUGGUGCAGCAGGAGCGUUCCGACGCCGAGACGGCAUCGCAGGGCGUCUCGUCGAGCAUCAUCGCCGAUCGCAUCCCGUUCGCCAACGGCCUCGCCCUCAGCCCAAAGCGAUCGACCAUGGUCGUCGCCUCUUCGACGCACCCGGGCGUCUUUCUGUACGACCUGGGACCGCCGCCGCCUCCACCUCCGUCGUCUCUCGCGCCCAAGCAGGCCAAGAAGCCAUUCAAGAGCGGCAGAACGGCGAACAUCAAGCCAAAGAUGAACUGGACCAGGCGCGACCACGUCCGGUUGAGGGAAAAGGUGCACGCUCCGUACGUCGUCGACAAUCUGUCGUUUGGACCCGUCGAGGCAGCAUCCUCGUCGUCGUCGUCGUCGUCGUCGUCCCUCCUUAGCGGCGCCGUGCCGGGCGAGGGGGAUGGGGAGGGAGGGGCCAAGAAGACGAGCGGUGCAAGUGCACCGCCGCGCGAUCCGUUCGAUGGGGCCGCGCUGAUCCUGGCGGGUCAUCCGGAUGCGUUUGCCCUCAUGCGCCUGGCCAAGGUGGCGGGCGACGCGCUGCGCGGGGGGCGUGCGCUCGCGCCGUCGUGGGCGGUCGCGAUGCGGCCGUCGCAGUCGUACUUCCUGGGCCAGGACAAGUACCACCUCUCGUCGCUCAUGACCAACCUCGAGCACGAUCGCGACGCACCCGUCGCCGCCAACCGGCGCGUGCUCACCCACGAUCCGCACUGGCGCCUCGUCUCGCUCCUGCAGAGCAGCGGAGAGUAUGUCGACUUCUCCGAGUCGAGCACGGGCGCACGCGGCGACGAGGAUACAGCACCGCCCACAUCGACGACGGCGACGACGAUAACCGUGGGCCUGAAGAGUUCCACCACGGCCGUGUGGAACCGUGGCUUUCUCCUCGUCACCGGCCUCUACGCCAAGGAAAUUCUCGUCUGCACCAACGUGGCGAGGGAGAUCGUCGCCUCCUAG